Molecule: messenger RNA, 625 nt
Organism: Sitophilus oryzae (rice weevil)
Lineage: Eukaryota; Metazoa; Arthropoda; Insecta; Coleoptera; Curculionidae
Product: dynein light chain 4, axonemal
Exons: 3
Coding region: 102-419 (105 amino acids)
Biological process (GO): microtubule-based process
Cellular component (GO): dynein complex
Molecular function (GO): dynein light intermediate chain binding; dynein intermediate chain binding
Source: RefSeq, a predicted model, not a curated record
GCGACAUUUUGUUUGACCGAUUUCAAAAAAUUGAAAUUUGAGCGCCAUUUCUUUCAUUAUUUUUACAAAUUAAACAAUAUUAAAUUAAAAACUGGUCAUUUAUGGCUGACGCAGAAGGUAAAGAACCCAAAGAAGAACAAAAAAAGAUCGUCCAUACUUACCCUCUGAUCCGACAUUCGGACAUGGCAGAGGAAAUUAAGACUGAGUCAAUGGAAUUAGUUGUAACUGCUUGCGAAAAGCAUUCAGCUAACAAUGAGGCUGCGGCAAAAAUGAUCAAAGAAGAAAUGGACAAAAAGUUUGGACCGCCUUUUCAUGUAGUGGUAGGCGAAGAUUUUGGUUUCGAAAUAUCCUACGAAUGUACAAAUUUACUUUACAUGUUCUUUGGGGGAAAUUUAGCGAUAUGCAUAUGGAAAUGUUAAAAUAUACAAAAAUAGGAAAGUAAUAACACACCAAAUCAAAAAAGAAGUGACAUACAUUUUAACUUAUCUAAUAUAUUUAUUAACUUUAUAUUUUUAUAUAUUAGGAUAUAAAAUAAGUUUUGUAUAAUGGGCAAAGUUAUAAAUACAGAACUGCUAUGAUAAAAUUAUUUUACACAUUUUCUAAUAAAAUAUUCUUAAAAAAACAA